This is a messenger RNA of Diprion similis, 1332 nucleotides long. RefSeq names its product trypsin Blo t 3-like. Bases 181 to 1182 code for a protein of 333 amino acids. Gene Ontology annotation, molecular function: serine-type endopeptidase activity. NCBI's taxonomy places the organism in Eukaryota, Metazoa, Arthropoda, Insecta, Hymenoptera, Diprionidae. The transcript has a single exon. The record is from RefSeq and is a predicted model, not a curated record. Gene Ontology annotation, biological process: proteolysis.
AAGCAGUCAUGCGGUAAAUUUUCAUUUGAACAGCCUAUAAUCGAUCUUUCAAGGAUUGCCGCUUAUCACGUGUGACGAAUUCGCAACGGCGCCAUUGAAUCGCGCAGCUAACGAACAACAGGUCUAAUGAACUUCGAAUGAUCCUGAAGGUAAUUUUCUCAACAGCGUUGUAACGAAUGAAUGAUAAGCGGAUUGCACACGGUAUAUGAAUCAGGCAGUAAGUCUGGAUCGGGAACAAAGUGCUGCGGACCCACGACCAUCAUGAAGCUCAAUACUUUAUCCGCUACUCUGACGUGUGCCCUGUUACUUCUUGUCCAUGGAAGCUCAAGGUCAGCCGUGCUCGCAUCGUCUUACGGUACCAACGAUUCUGGCAGGCGCAUCAUAGACGCAGAGUUAGCCAAUCCCUUAGAUUAUAAAUUUUUCGUGAAAAUCAACGCGGACGGAAUACUCUGCGGGGGCAGCAUACUAAGCGGCUUCUGGCUCGUCACUGCGAGUCACUGUAUAUACAGGACUAAAUGCCAGACGAUAGAAAUAUACCCUUCGACUUGGUCGCGUGAUCAGCCAGAGAGGUUAUACGCUGCCGAGUGCGUGACCCACCCCCAGUACGACCCGAGACGGCACGCCUUCGACAUCGCUCUAAUAAAAACUGUCGGCGGCAUGUUCAGCCGUGGACUUGAAGCGGUCAACAUUCUGUCACCAUACAGCCGAUACGGUCCUCCUACGUCAGUCACCACCUUGGGCUGGGGAAAGGUAGAAAACAACGCAUGUCCCUUAGCCCUUUUACGCGGAGUUACGCGUCUUGCACCCUGGGAGGCGUGCAAUUCCCAGUACAAGGCUGCUUCGAAACGUUGCCAAGGUAACUCGAACUGUAGCAUUGAAAAUAUACCGAACCGAAUAUUGUGCGCCCGGAGCGCAAGGCCACUUCCGCAUAGUGGUUGUGGCGGGGAUUCUGGAGGACCUUUGAUGAUUUACAGGGAACUGGCAGGGAUAAACAUUGGUGCAAUAUACGCCAAAGGCCCCAAGACGUAUCAGGGAUGUGUACCAGUGAGUUUGACGAUGCACACCCGUAUCUCCGACUAUCUACCAUGGCUAUUUUCUGUGAUUGAGCCUCAUAGGAAUACAACAGAGUUUAAAGUAGGAGUAGGUCCAGAAUCCAGCGACACUAUUCUCGUCGAAGGUUGAGGUAUAUUCCUGGUCCAAUCGUCAAGUCGGCACCGAGUGUCGGGAAACCAAGUGAAAAUCUGACUAGUAGAUGGCUUUUAAAAUUUUCCACAAUUAUGCACGAUGAACGGUGUACUUUGGUCAAUCAAAUAAAUAUAUGGAAAAUUCCGA